ACUCGUGCACGAUUGUUCUUCUGCUUUCCUUUAAAGAAGCGCAGUAAAUGCACUUAUUGUUCACGAAAAUAGUAUUCAAUUCAUGUGGCUUGGUGGAUGCCCGUCAUUAUCAGAAAUUACUCUCCAAUAACUCAGGUGGAGAAAAAUGUAAUUUGUUUAAUAAGUGAAACAUAAUUUUGUCUGGUAGUCGUCAGUGGUUUAUGUUUUAUUUCCCAGUGAAUGUGCAAGUGAAAACGACCGGAUCGUGAUCCACGAGCAAAAUCAGUCUGUAAUAAAAUGCAUGAAAAAAACAUUCAAGUCAGCUGCACCAGGCGCUCCCUAUCUCAACGAACUCCUUAAUCCUUUUUUGAGUAGAAUCUCCUAAAAAUCUUUCCAAAUGUCACACAUUCCCUCGGAAAACGGUGCAAAAGUCACCCUCAUUAAAAAAAAAUUCGAGGGCACGAUGUGUGAUCUAGCUCCUUCCAACCCUGACCAAAAGGACAUACUCCGUCGAUCUCUAAGUGCCUCACCAGUGAAAGUGAAGAAGAAUCUCAAGCUCAAUGUCACUCGUCAGCUUUCUAAUCCUUCUAAGAACAUCAAACGGACUCCAGCGUUCAGAGGUGACAAGCUCUCUCGCGUAAAGCAUCUCCAUUCCCCCUCCAUUGAAAAAUCGCCUUCUCUCGUUCACAAGACUGUGAAAAUAUUUGAAGAAACUGCCGAAUAUGGACAAAUAGGAAGUGUGAAGAAAAAAACAAAUUUCUACAUAUCGAAUUCGAAUUUCAACGAAUCAAACGAAAAAAAAUCAAAAGAAAGAGAAAUAUCAGCAAAAAUAAUGGAAAAUACAGUGAGAACAACUGUAAUCUCACGUCACAAAAACAUUUACCCCCUGAGAACUGAAGAGGAAUCAAAAGAUACAAAUGAAUCAAGAGAUGAAAUUGAUUUUUCUUCUCUCGUUCAAAACAAAAAAAUCGAAAAUUGUGAAAACAUCGAUUCUUCAGAGAUAGAAAAGUUUCUGAUGAAUGGAGUUGAAUACACGCGAGUGGUGAAACCUUCAAAAUCACCAGACAACAUUUUUAGAAGUUCCCAAGAAGCCGUACAGAAAAACGUAGAUGUGAGGGAAGAGUUAUCUCGGAGGAAAUCCUCAAAGAACAUUUCUUUAUCGUUAGAACUAACAGAAAGCCUCAAGGCAGCACUCCAAUCUCCCUUACCUUCUGGUCCACCUCCGAAAAAGCCCCCCAGGACGUUCGCACACUCACCCUUGGUCCAAAGAAGCCAUCCAGACCUUCCCGUUUUUGUCUCCCCCAAAUCCCGUAGUAAACCGUUGAAAUUCGUUUUACAAACAACAGAAAGUGACAUAACUGAUUCAGUUCCUAAAAAUUCAUUCUCUUCCACCAGCACAAGUGAUGACGAUUUCUCGUCUUGCAAGGACUUUCCGAAGUUUCCAACAACUUCGGACAAAACGAGAGAACAAGAGAAUGAACAGAAUGAAUUGAAUAAAUUGAAAGAACCAAAAAUCCCCAUGAAUUUUUGUUCUCUAACUCAUCAAAGUGAAUCAACACAUAAACCUAGAAAUUCGCAAAAGAUGCUGGAAAAAUUAGAAACCGUCCUAAUUCAACAUCAGAAGGCAUUGGGACCUAAAGUAAUAAUGCCAAGACGAGACAGGAGUGAAAUCUCAAUUGGGUUCGAUUCUAACAAAUCGCAGAGUGAUUUAAAUAUAAAAAACAGCGUUGAGAAAAAUGAUAAAAAAUCAUUCUUUAGUAAUCGAUUAUCAAGGACGACAGAGGGUGAUAGGAAGUUGGGGAAAUUUGAUAAAUCGAAAAGUAGAAAACAUUCGACAUUUGAUUGUCUGCCAUAUUUGAACUGUGCUAGUUGCACUGUUUAUGAACAACCAACAUUUCAACAUUAUUUUGGUGAGGAUUUGUUAAUUAAUAUAAAGUCGAAGUCAGAGGAUUCUCUGAGUUUCUCUAUUGAGAAUAUUUUCAACUCAAGUGGAUAUUAUAAAGAAUCGCUCAGUCCUGAUGAUAGAAGGCUUUCUACAGAACUUUCGACAUUCUUGGAGGGCAGAAGAAGAGACAGUGGAGACAGAAGGAAUGAGGAAAGAGUUUACGCUGAACCUUUCUCAUUCGAUACGAAUUCCGGAACUGAUAUCACUGGGCUUGGAAAUCUCUCGAGUGCGAAGUGUAAUUAUCUCUCAAGAAGCUGGUGCGAUGAGGGAAACAAGAAACAGGAGGAAGUGGUGGUGGGGGGAGAAACAGGUGGAAGGAUCCAGAGUGCAGAGGUGCAUUAUUUGGCAGAGCAGCUCUUGAACCAAGCUUUCGGAAAAUUCCCCAUGUCAUCGACGGAGCCAUCAACCGAGUCGUCGACGUCCUCCGACACGGACAGUCUCGCUUCAACCCUCUCCCUGACCGAAGAGCUGACGACAUUCAGCGACAAACUCCGCCUCUUUAAGAACCAUGAGAACACCCACAAGCUAUCUAAGGAAAAACUCCACCGUUCCCUCACAGAAAAACGUAAAUAUUAUGUGCGAAAAGUAUCGACAAAGUACGCCCCGAACAACGAACUAAGUCUCAGAAGAGAAACAGAUCGUUUGUUCGACGUUUGUCUCCUAGUUGAGCUGAAUCUGAGCACUAAAGUUCCUUACGUCAAGGAUAAGUAUCCAAUUUACGCUGAAGUACCAGCGUGGAUAGAAAAUUUUUGCUUUCCAGAUGCACAGGAUUGGCCCCCUGAUGAUUCCAAUCAUAAUCAAUUCCAUUCGCUGUGUUUGAUGGACGAAAAAGGGAACAGAAGAUUUGGGUACUGCAUUAGAGUUAAACCAGAAGGCGGGCCUGUUUUACCUCUAACCUAUUGUUUAAUUACUAAACACCGGGCCAGCGGGUUCUAUCAUAAAGUUCUUCAAGAGUUGGAGGGCAGGCAUGGGCUUUCCGAUAAGAAUCGAAGAGGUUUUAUUGAGGAAUUGUAUAACAGUUCGAUGCCGAAACCUGGAAACAGUCUCAGGAUGAUUAAGGAGGAGCAAUUUGAGGCACUUUCAAAUUUCGUUAUUAAUAAUAACAAGAAGGAUAAUGAGGGCGAAAGGCUGAAAGCGGUUGUCAAAGAGGGCGGUCGGGGAUUGAGGGAGGGAGAGGGCUAUGAGAGUUUGAUUAUGAGAACUGCAGAUCCAAGGUUGGAAGAGAGAGAUAUGAGCCAGCUGUUCGAUGCUGUCAACAACAAGGUUUUGAUUUUCUUGUUCGGAAGUCUGUUGCUGGAGAGGAAAGUUGUGUUGCUGGGAGGAAAAUUGAGUAAACUGAGCACUUGUGUGGAAGCUCUCCAAAGUCUAUUGUAUCCAUUUAGGUGGCCCCAUACCUUUAUUCCGGUGCUACCGGAUAUUGAGGGAUUGCAGGAGAUUCUCGGGGCGCCUCCGCCGUUUGUGAUUGGGAUUUUGAAGGAGAAGGGUGGGAGCAAUGCACAGGUGGGAUCAAUUCAGGAUGGCAUCGUAGUUGAUUUGGACACUUCGAAGGUCCUCACUGCUGUUGGAGAUGAAGGAUCAAUCCUUCCCAAGAGACUACAAGAAGGUAUUCGUUCAGCUCUGCAACUUGUUACUAAUAACACUGAGCAUGGAGAUGUUAUCAGAAAUUUCUUGGUAUCUGAGGCUUUUCUCAGGGUCUUUGUCGAGACUUGUGCUCAUCUGGAGACUCAUCUAGCCACGCAACAGGAUGGAAAGAUCAUUCUUCAGAAAGAGUCAUUCGUGAAAGCCUGUACGUCAAAAACAGUACAAUUUUUCCUCGAGUGGUUCGUAGAAACAAUAAUGUUCAACUCAUUCAUCACUGAUUACAUUGCAUCAGUGGAAGGAACGACUGUCGGUGAAAGCUAUGAUAUCAAAUUGUUUAAACAGAGGGUUGCAGAAUUUCGUAAACUAAAUGAGGAGAAUUUGUUAUCGAAGAAGACGAAAAAGAAAACCUUCGGUAAAUUCAUUUUCAACUUCUGAGAUGAAUAAUAGAGAGAAAUCACUAAACAACAGUGAAAUCAACUUGAAAAGCGGAUAAUCGAGGUUAUGACUUUUUGUAAUAAGUCAUAAUAAUAAAUUUAUGUCUGCCAGUUAAGACUGUAAUUACGAUUAUUUGAAUGUUUCAAUGUUUUUUCACAUAUAAGACUCCAGUUUGAAGCCUAUUCGGUCAACGUAGAGUGAAAGGAAGAAUAAAGUCAACACGAAGUAUAAUGGAUAUCUUACAAUGUUAUAAAUAAAUCGGGUAAAAUGGAUAUCCCACAUAUUUUAGCUGCACUAAGAGACAUAAAAUGAAAUGUGAAAAGACGGAAGAGCUCGACUUCCACUUUGAAAAUUAUCCUAAGUGUCAAACGUUGGUAAAGUCAGACGGGAGAGUCGAGCAGAAUAAUCCCAAAAGUGUGAAACGUUCUCAAGGGUCAAAUGGAAGUCACUGGCAGAGUAAUCGCAAGGAUCAAUACGUAGUUUUAAUUUUAUUCGUUUGACCCUCAGGGUUGAAUACUUGACCUUCCCAGUUAUUCUGAUUGUCUGUAAGGAUCGAGGCAUGUUUGUACAUAUUUUUUUAUAAAACUAGCGUAUGGGGCGCGCUAGGCGUGCCUCAGCCUAGAGUAUGGUGGCAUAUGUUUCAUUUUUCAUGAAUAUAUAUUUUGAACUCCAUUUAGAUGUAAGCUCAGUAUUAAAUCUCAACUUAUUUUCAUGUCCGGAAAUGAGUUCAUGUUUAGAUCCAACGUUGCAUGAGAUCCAAAUGUUUUUUCCAUCCUGCCACUGGCCCAUGUAACCUCCAAUAAAAGGGAGAAGGAAUCCCAAAUCAAUAUUCCAAUUUCUAAAAGAAACGAAAAAAGAAUAUAUUCCUAUAUUUCUCCAUAUCGCCUUCGAAAAACUAAAACAAAGAACAAAUAAAUGAAAAUUUUCUUAUUCUCAA
Diachasma alloeum is the source of this 4877-nucleotide messenger RNA. RefSeq lists its product as uncharacterized. NCBI's taxonomy places the organism in Eukaryota, Metazoa, Arthropoda, Insecta, Hymenoptera, Braconidae. The record is from RefSeq and is a predicted model, not a curated record. Bases 377 to 3940 code for a protein of 1187 amino acids. The transcript is spliced from 6 exons.